AUGGCCAAAGUCCAACCCGAGCGCAAGCUCCCCUUUGGGAAGAUCGAGCCGAACUCUGCCAAGACCGACUCACACCUCAGUCACUCCCCUCGACCUGGUCAAGUGCCGUCGCCAAGUCGAUCCCAAGAUCUACACCUCCAACAUAUCCGCAUGGCGAUCAAUCUUCGCCAAGGAGGGCCUCCGCGGUGUCUUUUUCGGAUGGUCGCCCACCUUCAUAGGAUACCGUUCCAGGGCGCCGGCAAGUAUGGACUUUAUGAGUACUUCAAGUACCUAUACGGCGACCAGCUAUUCCCAGAAACCAAUCGCACCCUAGUCUUCCUAGGCGCCAGUGCGUCCGCCGAAUUCUUCGCCGACAUGGCGCUGUGUCCGAUGGAGGCCAUCAAGGUCCGCAUGCAGACCACUCUGCCGCCCUAUGCGAAUAACCUCCGCGAAGGCUGGAGCCGCAUUGUCGCCAAGGAGGGAUUCAGUGGUCUUUACAAGGGUCUUUACCCGCUGUGGGCGCGUCAGAUUCCUUACACCAUGACCAAGUUUGCUACCUUUGAGGAAACGGUCAAGUUGAUCUACAAGACCAUGGGUAAGCCCAAGGAGAGCUAUAACCAGGUGACCCAGACAGGGGUGAGUUUCCUGGGUGGUUACAUUGCCGGUAUUUUCUGCGCUGUGGUCAGUCAUCCGGCCGAUGUUAUGGUUAGCAAGUUGAAUGCCGAUCGAAAAGCUGGCGAGGGUGCCAUGACGGCCGUGUCACGAAUCUAUGGCAAUAUCGGGUUCUCGGGGCUCUGGAAUGGCCUUCCCGUCCGUAUCGUGAUGCUAGGUACAUUGACAGGCUUCCAGUGGCUAAUGUAA
Messenger RNA from Penicillium cosmopolitanum, 840 nucleotides. Its product is annotated as putative mitochondrial phosphate transporter Pic2. Gene Ontology annotation, biological process: mitochondrial phosphate ion transmembrane transport. The coding region runs from base 1 to 840 and encodes 279 amino acids. NCBI's taxonomy places the organism in Eukaryota, Fungi, Ascomycota, Eurotiomycetes, Eurotiales, Aspergillaceae. Gene Ontology annotation, cellular component: mitochondrial inner membrane. Gene Ontology annotation, molecular function: phosphate transmembrane transporter activity. The record is from RefSeq and is a predicted model, not a curated record. The transcript is spliced from 3 exons.